AUGGCAGCAACUGGAGCUUCUAUUUUUCCCGCCAAUUUAUCUCUGGUUUUCUGCCUAGAUGCGACAUCGUCAUCCGUCAGAAAGUCCAAACCCAAGCAGAUUUCGUUUUCGCAAUUGCCUCGGCGAUUCGCCAUUUCCACAGAACAACCGCCAAAUACAGCGACGAAGAAGACGAGUUGUUUCUCGGGGAGUGGAAGGCUAGAGAAGCGUGAAGAAGCUGAGCCGGUAACGGCAACAAUGUCUGAGGAUCCGGCGAUGGAGCGUGGGAGCUGGAGGGAUUACUUCGAGCGGUCGAAGGAGUUGCUCAGCAAAUUGGAUGGCGGUCCGCCUCGGUGGUUCACCCCCUUGGAGUGCGGCCCUCCGAUGACGAACUCUCCUCUGCUCCUCUUUUUGCCUGGGAUAACUGGCGAUGGACUUGGACUUAUUAAGCAACAUCAGAGACUUGGAAAGAUUUUUGAGGUGUGGUGCUUGCACAUUCCAGUUGUAGAUCGAACACCUUUUACAGAAAUGGUGAAAAUAGUAGAAAGAACAGUUAGGUCAGAGAACUAUCGUUCACCAAAUAGACCCAUAUAUCUUGUUGGAGAAUCUUUCGGAGGAUGCCUUUCUUUGGCCGUGGCAGCCCUUAAUCCUGAUAUUGAUCUAGUGCUAAUCUUGGCUAACCCAGCUACGUCUUUUAGCCGGUCUCAUCUGCAACCGCUAAUACCAUUACUGGAUAUUAUGCCAGACAAGCUCCCUCACAUGUUGAGCUCGAUGAAUGUCCAUUUAGGUGAUCCUUUGAGGAUGAUGAUAAAGACUGUGGUUAAGGGACUUCCUUUUCAACAAAAACUUGGAGAGCUAUCACAGGAUCUUGCUGCAAUUUCAUCUUAUCUCUCCAUUUUGGCUGAUAUCAUACCGAGAGAAACACUUCGAUGGAAGCUGCAAAUGCUUAAAUCAGCUUCAGCAGUUUCCAAUUCACUCCUCCAUAAUGUGAAAGCCUUAACAUUGAUAAUUACCAGUGGAAAAGAUCAGUUGCUACCUAGUCAAGAAGAAGGAAAAAGACUAUUUUUUGAACUGUCAGAAUGUGAGAUUCGCAAGUUCAAUAACAGUGGUCACUUCAUCUUUUUGGAAGAUGGUAUUGAUUUGGUAACUAUCAUCAAGGCUGCUGGUUUCUAUCGUCGCGGAAAGCACAUCGACUAUGUCUCAGAUUACAUGCAACCAACUCCUACUGAGUUCGAAAAAGUAUACGAUGAAAACAAAUGGAUUAAUGUUGUUAGUGGCCCUGUGAUGAUCUCAACUUUAGAGGAUGGAAAGAUUGUGAGGGGCCUUGCUGGAAUACCUUCAGAGGGUCCAGUCUUGCUAGUUGGCAAUCACAUGUUACUGGGACUUAAAUUGAUUCCCUUGGUUACAAAAAUCUUUUUGGAAAGAAAUAUCCUUGUGCGGGGGAUGGCACAUCCAUCAAUGUUUGUGAGAGAUAAACAAGGAGCCUAUCCAGAUUUAUCAAAAUAUGACUCGUACAGACUAAUGGGUGCACUUCCUGUCUCAGCAACCAACUUCUACAAGCUUAUGUCUUCAAACUCUCAUGCCUUGCUGUAUCCAGGAGGCAUCCGUGAGGCACUUCAUCGGAAGGGUGAAGAAUACAAGUUAUUCUGGCCAGAACAAGCUGAAUUUGUCAGAAUGGCAGCAAGAUUCGGAGCCAAAAUCAUCCCUUUUGGUGCUGUUGGAGAAGAUGAUAUGGGCGAAGUGGUUUUUGAUUAUGAUGACCUAAUGAAGAUUCCUUACUUUAAGGGUGAAAUAGAAAGAACAACAAACGGGGCUGUAAAGCUAAGGACUGAUGCGAAUGGGGAGGUGGCAAACCAAGAUCUACACCUUCCAGGAAUUCUACCAAAAUUUCCUGGUCGGUUUUAUUUUUACUUCGGGAAACCCAUUGAAACAGAAGAGAGGAUGCAGGAAUUAAGAGACAGGGACAAAUCUCAUGAAUUAUAUUUAGAAGUCAAGUCUGAGAUUACGAGAUGCAUUGCUUAUUUGAUGGAAAAGAGAGAAAACGAUCCUUAUAGGAAUUUAUUGUCUCGAUUAAUUUAUCAGGCUACACAUGACUUUACAUCUAAAGUUCCUACAUUUGAACCUUGA
This is a messenger RNA of Alnus glutinosa, 2106 nucleotides long. Its product is annotated as phytyl ester synthase 2, chloroplastic-like. The record is from RefSeq and is a predicted model, not a curated record. NCBI's taxonomy places the organism in Eukaryota, Viridiplantae, Streptophyta, Magnoliopsida, Fagales, Betulaceae. Bases 1 to 2106 code for a protein of 701 amino acids. Gene Ontology annotation, cellular component: membrane. The transcript is spliced from 14 exons.